This is a messenger RNA of Symbiodinium necroappetens, 1596 nucleotides long. The record is from the annotation of a GenBank genome assembly. NCBI's taxonomy places the organism in Eukaryota, Dinophyceae, Suessiales, Symbiodiniaceae.
AUGGACGGCCCUUACAUGCAGCUGUCAGGCGGGUACGCAGCUGUGACAGGCUACAGCUACGCCGUGAAACCCUGCACUGAGGGGAGCUGUGAAAAUCAGGACCUGAAGGGUUUGGCAGCUGCUUUGGAGAAAUCGCCCAUCUCCGUGUGCGUCAACGCAGGCGUCUGGAACGAUUACACCGGUGGUGUGUUGUCGGCGGCAGCAUGUGGCCCGAUGGGCGCGGCGUAUCAGGACCACUGUGUGAUGGCCGUGGGCUUCAAUGCCACGGCGCCGAAGCCGUAUUGGAUCGUUCGCAACUCAUGGGCAUCGACAUGGGGAAUGCAGGGCUACAUCUACCUGGAGAUGGCCAAGAACACUUGCGGUGUCGCCGACGAUGCAACGAUCCCCGAGGUCAAGGUGGACCUUUCGGAGGAGGAGGCGAAGGAUGCUGCAGCCCGGCGGGCCGCCAUGUUCCGACGUGCCAGCACCGGGUCGGCCACGCCGGCCACGCCAGCGCUUGGCCUCGUUCCAUUGCUCUCUUUAAAGAUUGCUCCCGCGUUUUGCGUCGGAGGGUGGCGGCUUAGAGACAUGAAGAAGCCGCUGGCCCCUUCGCAGAUUGCCAUCAUGCGACUUCUCCGGCACGAGAACAUGGUCAGGUGCUAUGACGUGUUCAUCGAGGCCCAGUAUGUGAACGUGGUCGUCGACAUGUUCCCCGGAGGCGACCUGGUCGACGGACUCAACACCCACAGACGGGCCUUCGGGCGAGUGCCGAAUGCGCAGCUCGCACGUCUUGCGAAGCAGAUGAUGUCGGCGGUCGCUCAUGUGCACGGCCUGUCAAUCAUACAUCGGGACGUCAAGGGCGAAAAUUUCCUUUCCGAUCGUCCGGACAUUGGUGAUCCCGAUGUCAAGGUUGCGCUUUCCGACUUUGGCACUGCGCUGAGGAUUGAGAAAGGUGAGGUGGUCUACAGCCGUGUGGGCACUCCGGCCUUCUGGGCUCCCGAGAUCUACGCCGGCGGGUAUAGCUUGGCCGUGGAUGUGUGGGCCGUAGGUGUGACGACGUUUAUUCUUCUGACUGGCGCCCUCCCCUACGAGGGCGAGGCUGCCAUUUGCGCUCGUUCAGGGCCAAAGGGCACAACGGACCUUGCCAUGCCCUACUACCUCUCGGAGAGUGGAGCGGAUUUCCUUCGACAGACAAUGAAGAAGGAGGCCUCGGAGCGGCCGCCAGCGAGAGAGGUGGCGCGACAUGCGUGGCUGACAACGAAGCAGCCGAAGGAUGCGCCGUUGGUCGAAGACGUUCAUCCUCCGCAAGAAGAGGUCCAGAUAGCAUCGCGCUUCUCCCUCUUGAGCUGCAUCUUCUCCGUUAUAGGAGGCCUUGCCGUGUAUGGCUGCAGCGCUCUGGGCCACUGUAUAGGCGUCGAGUCUGCGCGCGACCAGAGCAAGGAGGAGGGUGCCCGCUGGCCCAGCAAGACCAGCAAGGCCAGCACCGCCGGCACCGGCGACUACCUCAUGGAAGUUCCAGACAAGGACAUCCUCGAGAAGCAAGCUACGGAUCUGACAAAGCAGAUAUCCGUGAACCUCACCAUGCACCAGGUCUCUCUGUCGUCGAUAAAGCAGUAG